AUGGGUGAAGAACAAGCAAAAGACCGGACAAGCACAUUACAUCUCAUACGCAGUCAAAGGAGCAACAAACCAGAUACUGGUCACUACCUGUACAUAGAGACGUCUAGUCCAAGACAGUCGAUCUGGCGACUGGCGGCAAUUUUGACACCUACCUUGAACGGCAACCAAUACAUGAAAUUUUCCUACCAUAUGUACGGUGGUGAUGUUGGAACCCUCAAAAUCUAUGCCAACAAUCGAAUGAUAUCUUCGCAAACAGGAAAUCAAGGAAAUCAAUGGGUGCAAGCAGAACAACCAAUAAUCAGCUUGCGUCGUGAAAGUGAACACUUUCUGUUGCUAUUUCAGGUCAAGUUUGAAGGCAUCCGUGGUAAUGAUUACGAAGGUGACAUUGCAAUUGAUGCUAUCAGUUUCACCCCAGGUAGCUGCUCCUCAUCGGCAAAUUCAGUGAAAUGUAACUUCGACCAGAAUAGCCUUUGCUCCCUCACUAACAGUCAAAAUGAUGACUUUGACUGGACAAUCGGGAGAGGAAGUACACCAUGUUAUCAAACAGGACCUUCACAAGAUGUUUUUGGACUUGGAUAUUAUGCCUUCAUUGAAACAUCAAGUCCCAGAAGUCAAGGUGAUAAAGCAUAUCUUGCCAGUCCUAAAGUUAGUGGCGCUCAAUGUUUGAAAUUUUCCUACCACAUGUUUGGGGUAUCAAUGGGAUCCUUGAUAGUCUAUCAAAGUAUGAAUGGACUAAUGACAGAGGUAUUCAAAAUGUCGGGUGAUCAAGGAAACCAAUGGAAAAAAGCCGAAGUAGAAUUAUCCAGUGGAAACAACUACAAGGUCAGAUAUACAACUUCGUCCUAG
This is a messenger RNA of Dendronephthya gigantea, 846 nucleotides long. RefSeq names its product MAM and LDL-receptor class A domain-containing protein 1-like. The record is from RefSeq and is a predicted model, not a curated record. Gene Ontology annotation, cellular component: membrane. The transcript is spliced from 5 exons. NCBI's taxonomy places the organism in Eukaryota, Metazoa, Cnidaria, Anthozoa, Malacalcyonacea, Nephtheidae. Bases 1 to 846 code for a protein of 281 amino acids.